Molecule: messenger RNA, 1791 nt
Organism: Scophthalmus maximus (turbot)
Lineage: Eukaryota; Metazoa; Chordata; Actinopteri; Pleuronectiformes; Scophthalmidae
Gene: nek12
Product: NIMA-related kinase 12
Exons: 2
Coding region: 126-1487 (453 amino acids)
Biological process (GO): protein phosphorylation
Molecular function (GO): protein kinase activity; ATP binding
Source: RefSeq, a predicted model, not a curated record
ACAACACAAACAGCCUGUCUAGCGUCUGUUGACAGCCGCUAGUGUCAUACAGAGCCCCCCUCACCUCCACAUUGGAUUUUUUAUUCAUUUAAAAACCGACCCUGUUCCACGGCUCCGGAUGAAACAUGGAGAAGUACGAGCAGGUAUUGUGUCUGGGCAGUGGGGGAGCAGCAGACGUGUUCCUGAUGAGGCAUGUGGAGCGGAAGAGCCUGCACGCAGUGAAGAGGGUGAAAGUGGAGCACACAAGGGCGGCAAAAACACAGAGUGCUGUUCUCCAAGAGGCUGAGAUCAUCAGGAGGUUGGAGCACCCUCACAUAGUGACAUGCAGCGAAGCCUUUGUGAGCUCCGACGGCGGAUUCAUUUACAUUGUGAUGGCUUAUUGUGAUGGUGGGACAUUAGACGACAAAGUAAAGGGGAGGAAACCGGGGGAGUUUUUUACAGAGGAUACUGUGAUGGGGUGGUUUGUGCAGGUGACUAUGGCCCUAAGUUAUAUUCACACGGCUAAAAUACUACACAGGGACAUCAAAACCUCAAAUGUUCUGCUAACAAAGCAAGGUGUGGUAAAGUUAGGGGACUUUGGUAUAUCCAGGGUACUGAACAACACAGCUGAUCUGGCCUCCACAUGUGUCGGGACACCCAGCUACCUCAGUCCUGAGCUCUGUCAGGAUGUCCCAUACAGCUCCAAGUCUGAUAUCUGGGCUCUUGGCUGUCUGCUUUACGAGAUCUGUGCUCUCAGGCCUCCGUUCGCAGCCACCAACCUCCUGAGUCUGCUAUACAAGAUCACCAAAGGGGAGUAUGAUCCCGUGCCUGACGUGUACUCUGAAAAUAUCUCCUCUUCAAUAAAAAGGAUGCUCUGCCUCAAGCCUGAAAACAGGCCGAGUGCUGCAUGUAUACUUAGCAGGGCCUAUGUGCAGGAUCACCUGGAGAAUAUCAAACACACAGAGACUCAAUCUAAAGGGGAGAGCUGGGACAUUGAUACAGAAGGAAAGAACACCUCACUGGGGCCACAAGUUCUCAGCCAACCCCAGUUAUGGGAAGAGACAGAACACACUAUGGAGGGUGUCAGUGGUGAGGAGGAGGAGGAGGAGGAGGAAGAUUGUGAUGCGUUGUGUGUCGGGGAACAAAUCCAUUGUGACUGUCGCUAUCCUGAGGACUUUGACGAGGAUGAAAGUUUGUCCUCUGAAGAAGACUGCAGCGGACUCUCAGGGUCUCUGAUGAGGAGCAGUUCUGCUGACCUCACUGAGGUUCCCGACAUUUCACAACAAGUCGACUAUCCAGAUGACUUUGAGGAAGAUGAGACGAGGGAAGGUCAUGAGGAUGAAGCAGACUUAGUCCACGCGGCUUCUCUUCAGCAGCCUCACGACGACGCAGUGGAGGAGUUCCAGCUCUGUGAUGCUGGAGGGUUGAGCAUUACGCUGAAAGCACUGAAAGAAAAUGGCAAAAAAUACACCUUUACAGACUUGGAAACCUUGCAUCUGAAAGGAUGAGACUUCAGGAGUCACAGUAAAAUAUCUGUGAAGUGACUUAUCCUUGUGAGUGCAGGAGUUGCCCUCACAAGGAUUAGUCAUAAAUUACAUAUAGAAUAUCACUUCAUGAUUACCAGGGUCCCAAAUGUUUAAUUUGGUUUCACAAUUUUCUUCAUUCAUGUUCCAUAUGUAAAUGCAUCACCGUUUGUAUUACAUCCUCUCAGUUUUCUCUGACAGUGUUUUGGUCUGUUGUUACGCAUUCGAAAAUGAAACAACUUUUCAAGGGUUUGAUCUUUGGCUCACAAUAAUAAAAGAUAAAAGCACA